Messenger RNA from Astyanax mexicanus (Mexican tetra), 4765 nucleotides. RefSeq names its product KN motif and ankyrin repeat domains 1b (gene kank1b). NCBI's taxonomy places the organism in Eukaryota, Metazoa, Chordata, Actinopteri, Characiformes, Acestrorhamphidae. Gene Ontology annotation, molecular function: protein binding. Bases 141 to 3929 code for a protein of 1262 amino acids. The transcript has 12 exons. The record is from RefSeq and is a predicted model, not a curated record. Gene Ontology annotation, cellular component: cytoskeleton; cytoplasm. Gene Ontology annotation, biological process: negative regulation of actin filament polymerization.
UCUUCUCUGUUUCUCAUGCUCCCCCCUUUCCCUCUGUUUUAAAUGCAGGUCCAUGCUGAAUGAGCCAAUGUGGGUCAGAACUGCAUAAAAGUGUAAUAACAGAUGGUAUGAAGGUCUAGUUGCUUGGCUGAGGAAAUACCAUGGCACAGGAAACCUACAUUUACAUGAAUGUAGCAGACACACUUGAGAGCAGUGCCAACACCUACCACAGUUCAUCCUUCUGCCUUAGUACACCAUAUGGCUACCAGCUUGAUCUAGACUUCGUUAAGUACGUAGACGACAUUGAACAAAGCGACACCAUUCGGCGACUGGGCUUUAACAGACGGCCCAGGGCCGAUCCAGCCUCUGAAGCACAGAGCAGGGUUGACCCCUCCCAAUGGGCCUCUUCUGAAUCGCUGUCAUCUGUGAGCAGCGAUGAAGCUCGAAAUCCCUCGGUCACCACAACGUCAUCCAUCUCUUCUUCUAUCAACAGAAGAAGACCCCCGCUUCCUCCCUCCCAUUCUUUACCUAAAACCACCUCUGCUACUCUUGAGUCUUCUCAGACCCCACCUGCUUCUCAUAGACCAUCAGAUGGGAAACCUCCUCCAGUUGCAUGUCAACCUACUUCACCUACUAAACCAAACCCUCUAGUGGAGAGAACCUUGGUAGAGACUCGCAGACGUUUGGAGCAAGAGAAUGUGUUAUCCCAGGCAGUGCCCCAAGAGCUAUGCCCAAGGCGUAGACUUGCCAGCUUUGGUGGCGUGAGCUCAAGUGGUACUCUGUCCCCUUACACUAGCUGGAAUGCCCUCAGCCAGGCACAGACCCAGGCACUAUCCAAGCGAUCAGUUGGUGAUCAGUCUAGUCAAGGCCAGGGGGCUUCCACAAUGAGCAGCACCUCAAUGAGAAUCAGUCCGUUGAGCUCUGGCCGGGCUACUCCAGUGACCAGUGUUAGUCCACUCCAUCUGCAACUGGUCAGGGAUCAGAUGGUGGUGGCACUGGAAAGACUGAAAGAGCUGGAGGAACAAGUAAAGACUAUACCUAUGCUUCAAAUUAAGAUCUCUACCCUACAAGAAGAAAAGAGACAGUUGGUUGCUUUGGUGAAGCAACAAGAAGGUCAAAGUUUAAGUUCUACCCUAGAUUCAGAUUUGCAAGGGCUAUUUAGGAAGCGGGCACAUAGCACAGGUAGUACUUUACAGCAGUUACAGCAGCAUGAUGUUAAGAUGCAGAUAACCAAAGAAAGCAAGAGGGAGUCAUCAGGGGAUGUGGAAGGCUGGGAACAUGGUGCCUUGUCUGGGCUGCAGGAGUUCAAGCAACUCAGUGCUGAAAUGCACCUUCUUGAGAAGAAGAUUCAAGAUGCUCGUCUGGCUGCUCACCCAGUUGCAAAAGCAAGAGCUUUAAUUCGAAGAUCAGUGACUGUUGGUGAGAACAAGAACAUGUGUGAAGACUGCAGAUGUACGAAAAGUUCCUUUAGGGAUGUUGCAGUGGAGAAGCGUUCAACAGCAGUUGGUGUUACUGAAGCAAUGUUGGGUACAGUGCCUGAUUCCGAGUUGGAGCUUGAGAUGCAACAGCAAACUAUCCAUGUUUUGAGUGACAGAGUCCAAACAUUGGAGGCAGAGCUUAAAGAGGCUUUGCUUAAUGCGGAAAUGUGCAGACUGAAAGAUGAACUAAGGGAAGCAGGAUCUCACAACCGUGCUGACAAGAGCUCUAGUGCCCAACCAAAGAUGCAAAGCAGUGGCUUCCAGACUACGACACAGACACGGUCUGUUGGGGUUGGGAACCACAGCCAACUUGUACAUGCUGCUGUUGGUGGAGGGGCAGUCCAAGCUCUUCACACAGUAGGAGUGACUUGCAAGCCAGAGACGAGGGAUAUGACCUCUGGUCCAGAUGUACCUAUUGAUCUUUGGGAGGUGCGGAAAAAAGUGCAGAGGAGAGAUCAGUGUGUAGGGAAAGACUAUGUGCCAACUUGCAGCCAGUGUGUCGGGACAGCCAUGAUUGUUCGUGAUACUGGGAUGGUUACUCUGGAGUUAAUGGAGACUUUGAGCAAGAGGAAGGUACCUAGUCGAACAGUAGGCUGUGGGGACUGUACCAUAGACAUGAAUGUCAAUGUGGUCAAACCACUUGUUUCCAAAGGCAUGGUCACCGACCCAGUCAAAGGGAUCGAUCUUGGUAUCACAGUAAACCCACAGACCAUGUCCCAACGUACCAAUACCACCAUCAGUACUGUUUCUCGCUGCACUGGCACUUCACAGGCCCAUGUUUCUGAAUCCAGCACCAACACAACUAACAUGCCUACUCGAGAAAGACAUACCAACACUGCUUCUGUAGUCACUCGAACGCUUGCAAUCGGUGAUGGAAAAGUUAACGACCAAAGCCCUGCUCUCAAAGUGCGCUCCAUUGCUGUAGGAACUACUGGAUACUUGAAAGAGAGUAAAAUAGCCCCUAGUGUCCCCAAAGUAAUGACUCGUGACACUGGUGUUGGGUUAGCUAACGUUAACGAGAACUACCUGGUGGGACUACGGACGCGAAACAUCGCUUGCGGUCCGUCCCGCUUACCAGACCCUAUCAAGACUCGCAGCAUAGGUGUCGAAGUUGGUGAUGGGAGAAUCCGAGACGUAAAUGGGCACAUUCAAGUUCUUGCACACCCACUACAGCCACAUUUAUGUGCAGAAUCUGAACCUGGACUGGAUCAUUACAUAGAUCGAAUGCAGAAGCUGCUAAAAGAGCAGCAGUGUCUGCUAACUGAUGGCCAUUUUGAAGCAAGAGAAGAGCAAGAGGUCACCAUUCAGAUCCAGGACCACAGAGAUACACAACAUGGAGUAUUUGGAUACGGCUCUCCUUCAAAAAAUAACAACAUUUCUGAGCAUAAGAUGAGGCAUCCAACGAGAUCAUUUAAUGAUUCUGCGAGUGAUUUGAGCUCUCCAAGAUCAAUCAUAAAGAGACAGGACAUCAGCCCGAGAGCAGAGUGCAGGAGGACUGUUAAAUGUCUGGCUGCUGGGUUUGAGCGAGUGUCUGUCAGUGAAGACUCGUUUUCUGAGGGUGCUGACUCUGAGGAUGAGGAGAACAGGAAGAGGAAGAUGGAGAAGCAGCUGGAGGAGAGCUCCAGAACCAGCAUGAGGGCAUCUAAGAUGGAGAGAAGAGAGAAGUAUGAGAUGAGUGAAAAAGUGCUUUCUUACUGCCACAGUCUGAAAGCCCAUCUAAAUGGCAGCAAGGCCUUGUCCAACAGAGAGCUGCGUUCCUGUCUGAACACGAUUCAGCAGGAGUGGUUCCGUGUGUCCAGUCAGAAGAAGGCAUGUCCAGAUACAGUUGAGGACUUCCUGUGCUUGUGCCGUCGUGUGUCCCCCGCUGUGCUAACUCACGUGGCCAAUAUGGCCGACCAGAAUGGCAACACAGCCCUCCAUUACAGCGUGUCCCAUUCUAACUUUAGGGUGGUGCAGAAGCUUCUGGAUGCAGAUGUGUGUAAUAUCGAUCAGCAGAAUAAGGCUGGGUACACUCCCAUCAUGCUGGCUGCACUGGCUGCUGUGGAAACCCAGGAGGAUAUGAGAGUGGUGGAGGGGCUCUUCAGUAAGGGAGAUGUCAAUGCCAAGGCCAUCCAGGCUGGUCAGACUGCCCUCAUGCUGGCGGUCAGUCACGGUCACAUGGACAUGGUUAAAGUCCUCUUGGCUUCGGGUUCAACGGUCAACGUCCAGGACGACGAAGGCUCCACUGCACUGAUGUGUGCCAGCGAACACGGCCAUGCAGACAUCGUCAAGCUCCUGUUAGCCCAGCCGGGCUGUGAUGCCACCCUGAGUGACAAUGAUGACAGCACUGCUCUGUCCAUAGCCCUUGAGGCCGGCCACAAAGACAUCGCCAUGCUGCUUUAUGCCCAUGUAAACUAUGCAAAAGGCCAGGCUAUGGGAACUCCUCGAAGCCGGACUCCACCUGCUGCAGCUGCAAGAGGCUUUUUUGAGUGAUUGACUGUUUUCCCACUCCUUCCCCAACACAAACCACAUGUUUUAGAUUAGCAGUCUUUACUAUGUGUUUAAAGCAGAUUUGCCAAAAAUCUUGGAGACAACACCUUAUCAGUUUUAACAGGUUUAGCAUAAGGUUCCAAAAUCAAUAUUUAUAGAAGCGAACACACCAAUGCAGAGUAUUAACCCCUACACCUGCAUAAUGCUGGAGACACUGCAGGCUAUGCUGUAGACAUUAUACUGACUCGACACAGGUGUAUAAACCAGCCUUAAGACACUGACUUGCUACUUCACCAUCAGCAGCCGGAGUCAGAAAGAGCACAAUUAUCAAUGCUCCCUCUGUGUGGGUAUAUGGUUUCCUCUCUCACAGGCAUCUAUUGGCUGAAGUAUCAGAGCUGGAGAUCCAGCACGUUUCUCUAAGCCAAGGUUUCUCAACCUGAGGCCAAGGACCACCAGAGGGCCAUGAAGCGCACUCUAGUGGCUUGAAUCCUCAGGGAGAAGCAGUAGUCUUUAGUGGGCCAGUGUCAACACUUUAAGUCAUAAGAAUAAAAUUAGAAAACAAUAAUUGAUUAUUGAAGUAAAAAUCUUGAAUCAAUUGUGCUCAAACUAUGAAUAUAUAUAUAUAUAUAUAUAUAUAUAUAUAUAUAAUCAUUAAUAGAACCCUACAAACAACAAUUUGCAGCCAUAACUUAAGGCACAUUGGAUAUCAUUAGUUUGACAAUCAGCUUACCCAAGUUGUAGAAAUGGAAAAGUGUGACACUGUAAUUCAGAAAUCGAUAAAAAUGCUCCAGUUUUAGUGUUAGCACUUGAGAAAUAAAAAGCCAUGUGUUGUUUUCUUA